Alternaria arborescens is the source of this 1539-nucleotide messenger RNA. RefSeq names its product Cysteine proteinase 1. The transcript is spliced from 3 exons. Gene Ontology annotation, cellular component: cytoplasm. Gene Ontology annotation, molecular function: cysteine-type aminopeptidase activity. NCBI's taxonomy places the organism in Eukaryota, Fungi, Ascomycota, Dothideomycetes, Pleosporales, Pleosporaceae. The record is from RefSeq and is a predicted model, not a curated record. The coding region runs from base 1 to 1539 and encodes 512 amino acids. Gene Ontology annotation, biological process: response to toxic substance; L-homocysteine catabolic process; proteolysis.
AUGGGGGCUAACCAGUCACGACCGUCCGAUGCUGCUGUUAACGAGAAGCUGAUGGAGCGACUCCAGGCCCUCCACAUGAAAGAUGAACGACCCAUGAAUGAGAAGGAUGGAUUUGUAGUUGUUGGUGGCGAAUCUCCACCCAAAUACACUCCUGGCGUCAAGUACCAACAGGAUGUCUCCGCCGCAUCAGUGUCUGAAUGGGAGAAGGAGCUCAUGGAAGACCCAAAGAACCGUCUUGCCCUCGCAGCCCUCAGCUCCAACUCUGCCAACGCCGUGCUUUCGUCUCGAUCAGCUGUCAUAGCAGACACCCAGAAGUUCAACAUCAAGAUCCCUCUUGAGGGUUCGCCCGUCACAAACCAAGCCUCGUCCGGAAGAUGCUGGCUCUUCGCGUCCACCAACGUCUUCCGUGUCGCCAUCAUGAAGAAGUACAAGCUGUCCGAGUUCCAGCUCUCCCAGUCGUACCUCUUCUACUGGGACAAGAUCGAGAAGGCGAAUUACUUCCUCGAAAGCAUUCUGGAUACAAAGGAUGAGGAGAUUGAUAGUCGCAUCAUACAGGCACUGAUGGCUAGCCCCGUCGGUGAUGGUGGACAAUGGGAUAUGGUGGCCAACCUCGUACAAAAGUAUGGUCUUGUGCCACAUUCGCUGUAUCCAGAUUCCUACAACGCAACCAGCUCAUCGACUAUGGACCGUCUGAUUACCACCAAGCUACGCGAAGAUGCAGUUCGUCUACGUUCUAUUGCCCGCAGCAACGCUACACCAGAUGCCAUCAAGGCGACCAUCGCCGGAGAGAAGGAUAAGAUGCUUCGUGAGAUCCACUUGAUUCUGACACUGAUGCUUGGCCCACCACCAUGCUCCACCAAGCCCUUCACUUGGGAGUACUACGACAAGGACGGCAAAUUCUGCACUGUCCGCACGCGACCUACUGCUUUUGCAAACGAACUCUCCGACAACAAGACCGUACGAGCACUGUCUGGAACUGACGUCCAUUCACUCUUCUCGCUUGUGAACGAUCCUCGUAACCCCUACAACCGUCUGCUUAGUGUGAAGCGACUGGGCAACGUCUGGAACGGCCGACCAGUGACCUACGUAAAUGUCGACAUGAAGACAAUCAAAGAUGCCUGCAUCACUAUGCUGAAGCGUGGCAUGCCUGUGUUCUUCGGCUCAGACGUGGGCAAGUAUUCCGAUUCUGCCAAGGGCAUCAUGGACACGGAUCUCUUCGAGUAUGAGCUUGGCUUUAACAUUAAGCUUGGCAUGUCCAAGGCGGAGCGCCUGCAAACUGGUGAGAGCCAGAUGACACAUGCUAUGGUCCUGACGGCUGUGCAUGUCGUUGAUGGCAAGCCUGUGCGCUGGAGAGUAGAGAAUUCGUGGAGCGAGCGUGCGGGUGACAAGGGCUACUUUGUCAUGAGUGAUGCUUGGAUGGAUGAGUUCGUGUACCAGGCGGUCGUUGAUCCUAGCGUUGUCAGUUCGUCGGUCAAGAAGGUACUGGAGCAGAAGCCGAGGAUGCUAGAGCUGUGGGACCCAAUGGGUGCGUUGGCUUGA